This is a messenger RNA of Aureobasidium vineae, 285 nucleotides long. The record is from the annotation of a GenBank genome assembly. Lineage: Eukaryota; Fungi; Ascomycota; Dothideomycetes; Dothideales; Saccotheciaceae.
AUGGGCCACAAAUCACUAAAGGACACAGCCAAAGACAACCCCAGUCAACUCGGCGACCCAGUCUCNCUCAAAGCAGAGACGUCCAACACCGAGCCCACCGAAAAAGAUCGUCCCAACAAGUCAGGCGAUGGACGCAAGUCACUCAAAGACCUAGCACAGGAGAACCCAACCCAGCUAGGCGACCCCGUAUCGCUCAAAGCCGAGACCAGCAACACCGAGCCCACAGAGAACGACCGCGGCGCAAGCAAGGCACACCCGGAGAAGACAGGAAAGCCAAAGUUGUGA